Messenger RNA from Haemorhous mexicanus (house finch), 4382 nucleotides. RefSeq lists its product as uncharacterized. Lineage: Eukaryota; Metazoa; Chordata; Aves; Passeriformes; Fringillidae. The record is from RefSeq and is a predicted model, not a curated record. The transcript has 5 exons. The coding region runs from base 13 to 678 and encodes 221 amino acids.
CGCGCUGGGCACAUGGUCCCGGCCCCCAGCCCGGGCGCCGCCUGCGAGCGCAGAGAGAGCGUGGUUAGCGGCGAGCCCCGCGAGAGGCACUCCCGACGCCGAGCGUGUUUCUGGCGAUCCCGCUUCGGAACUUCCCAGCAUCCAGAGGAGGGACCCGAGGCGAGAGAUCACCUCCCGGCGGAGCGGGGGAGGGACAUCUCCUCCCCCCCGCCGCCCAGCCUGUCCUCGGCUCCUCUCCGUCGGGGACUCGGCGGAGGCGUCGUCCCGAGACGGUGGUCUCGCUUUAUCGCAAAGGCGAACCCGCUGAUGCCCCGCUGCCUCGGCUCGGGCAGGCGAGCCCGGCCUGCAGCUCUGGGACUUUUGGGGAGGGAGGAGGUCGUGGGGGAGAGCCGAGCACGUAAAGGCAAAAAUCCCUUUCAUGACCAAGGAAGGAGGCAGCAACGCUUUUACAGUCCUGAGAAGUGCCUGUUACUAGAAAUGAUUUUCACUUUGUUCCUGAAAAGUAUGCCAAGUUUACUGGUGUCUGCUGGUGAUGUUACAAACAGAAUCAGGCCUGGCAGGAGGGAGCAUGAGCUUUCCAGUGGAACAUGUGACAGCAGGGACCUGCUCCAGUCAGAGCGAGAUGUUAAUGAAAUCCCUUUGGACUGGCUGAUCAAAAAGGCACAGCAACAACAGUGAAAUUCUUCAAAUGACUGAUCAGUUGUGCUUCUGAAUUACACUUCAGCAAUUGACUGAAGUGUAUCUUUUAAUCUCCUUGGGCAUUUUAAGAUCACUUCCUUGGGCUGCUCUAAUGGGGCAAAAUAUGCCAGAAAACUUUGGAAGCCUUUCACCUCAUUAUUUUGCCAAGUGUCUCAACUUGAACCAUUUCUUCAGAUUUCUUUGAUCCUCUGAAGACUGAAAAUUACAGAACAAUGACAUUUAGUGACCUUUGGUAUGGUUCAUCCACUCCAAUGUUGAAUAUGUAAGAAGAUACUUUCUCCUAAAUACAGAUUUUGUUUGGCGUUACAGAAAUGCACUUUCUUCUCUGUAUAAUUGUUUAUUCAGAAGAAAAAUUCUUUUAUUAUUACAGGAGUCUCAACUGGGACAUCUCUGAAUGGGAGACUCUGGACUGGUGACUGAAAUUGUUUAGAAAAUACUAACUACAUGUGUGAGUUGCUGUAGGUAUAAGCCUGUGCCAGACUUACUCAGACUUGGUACUCUGAACAGACUAAGGUAAUCUAAGAUCAGGUAAUCUAUAAAAAUGCUGUGGGUUCACACUACCUGAUUUCAGAGAGCAAGCUUGUCUUUCUAAAUUUAAAAAAAUGUCCCUGAUGUCAAGAGAGACUUAUACUGGGAAGUAAGAGGAAUACAGAUGGCUUAUAUUCACACUAGCUAGGCUAGUUCCCUUUAGAGCAGACUCCCAUAUUCACAUGCCAUAGUGCUCCUUGGACUCCUUCUGGUGCCCCUCUAGAGCCAACACACAAUUCUGAUUUUUCAGUGUUGUCUUUCAGUUUGAAGUUUGCGAAAUGGUGUGAAACUGUCCCUCAGCCUGUGAGAAGGGUGCUCUCCUAGCAUCAGAGUGAGGGCACGUGCUGCGUGUUCUGGGAUGCGGUAAGCAGCCAGCCUGGGUGGCUUAGAAGAGCACAUCUUGUGAAGUCAGGCAAGAUGAGACCUUGGGAGCGGUGCUUGGUGCUGUCCCUGCAGCAGUGGGAAGCCGUUGCUUUCAGGAGAGCUUGUGGAGGUGUGGGUGCAGCAGCAGGGGCCUGAGCUUUGCUCCCAGACUGCCACAGUAGCGACGUGCCCAGAGGGGUCCUGAAUGUGCCCAGAGGGGUCCUGAAUGUGCCCAGAGGGGUCCUGAAUGUGCCCAGAGGGAUCCUGAACGUGUCUGCUGCUGACACCACCUCGGUGUGGUAAAGCCCAGGGUCCUGGUUUCACCUGCCAGAGUUACACAGGUACUUUCACUGCAGAAUAAAUGCAGCACUGCUGAAGAAACACAAGGCUUUUCCUGCAUCAUUUCCACAAAGUCCUGAGUUAAAAUCUUGGUCGUAUUGAAACAAAACACUCACCCAGUUCUAACAAUUCAAGCUUUUGUGCCUGGACUGGACAAGGCCUGGCUAGGCACGGUGAAGGCACUAACCACUGCUGCUCUUCUCCUCACACCCCAUGGUGUCACCUUUCAGCCUUACCAGUGGCAUCUCUGGGUUCACUUCAGAUCUUUCUCAAACAAAUAUGGCCAUAUAAAGCCAGUGAGUUGUAACCCCAUGCAGCCAAAACUAGAGCGUGUUUCUUUCAGUAUUUUAAUACAAAUAUAUGCUCUAGAAAGGCAAUUUCUCUGUCAUUUUUCUGGCCUCUGCUUAUGAGGAAUUUCCCAUGAAUUUUAUUUGCUCAGUGCUUUUACUCUGGAUAGGAAAUCCUUUUUUCUUAAUCUAGUUCUAAAUUUUGUGGAACUCUCCACCACUCUGUUACUCCAUCACUAAUGCCAGUGUUUUAACUGUAGGAAAAACGGCAUGGGGGAAAGGGAAUUCUGUAAACACCUAUUCUUGGAAAAUAACAAAUAAUCCUAUACUGAAGCCAGUCAGUAUUAAAAAUGACAAAAUAAAUUUUUAAAAGGAUAUGAAGCCUUAUGUUACUUAUAACAACCAAACAAACGUUAACUAAUUAAGGGUCCAGGAAAAUUUUUUUCCUACCAUUUGUUUAUUAUUCAAUAAAAAUCAUCACUUUGUCUUAACUAAAGCAAAUGUGAAGACCACUCCUGCAGCACAGAUCUGAUGCAGUGUAAGUCCUAAAAAUGCUGGCUACAGAAAAACAGUACUUAGCAUAUGAUUUGUUUAAACAAAUCAAACCCAUUUGAAUGAGAAACUAGCAGUGUUUAAGACAAGAAACUCAGCAGCGUUUAAAAAACUUGGUGCUAAUGACUAGGAUUGUUUAAGAAACACUAAUCUUUGGAUGAAACUAUUAAGGUCUGUUUUGUUACCAUUAGUGAGUAGGAAAUACAUGUUUGUACAGGAGGGUCAUGCUUCAAUAGUUUAAUCUUUUACUUAGGUUAAUUUUUAUUCAACAUGGUAAUGACUUAGUGCAAUUACUUUUCACUGUUCUUUGAAUUUUUCUCUACAACUUUCGUCGUCAACAUUUUAUUAGUUUUAGCAGAAGAGAUGCUAAAAAACAGUUCUUGUAGAAUUUUUUUAAUCAUCUCACAUUUUGCUGGUAGGGGGAUCCUUUUGUUGAGUAAUUAAACUUUGGUAGCAGUCAGAACAGGUCUUAUUUAAAAGGUAAACUGCCUCUGACCUGACACUGUUUUUCAUCUUGACAAGCAGUAAAGCUGAAUAUAAGCACAACUUUUUUCUGUAUUUAUGUUUCAUAAAGACCAGUUGGCAAAGCUACUUAGUUCUAUUGGCUGUGCCAACAUCUUGUGCUGUCUCUAUACAAUGAAAAACUUUGUGAUACAUACACCUACAUCAUGAUCUUUAUUAAAGUGGCAUGCCAGGCCAUAAACUUCUACUCCUCCAGAAUCCAGGAGAUGCAAAACUGCUGACCAAACAUGCUGUUUAGUUCAUGCAGCUUCCACAUACCUCCCACUGUCUGAUCUGCAGUGUUCCAACAGCUGUGGCUAUGCAUAGUGGAACUAACAUUCUGUAUCAAUUGUAUUUAAAGUUUCAGAUAAUUCUGUGCAAAUUGCUCAGUAAAUCAUAAUUUAUCAUGUUUGUUUUUGUAGAAGUACCAAAAGAUAACAAUUGAAAUAAUAGGCUCAUUUCAUAAGAGGUACCAGAAAGAUAUAUAAAUAAGUAACUAUGUUAUUUCUCCAAACAGCUUAUUAUUUUUAGUAUUACAGGUUUGAUUAAAUACAAGGUGAGAAAGUCUCAUACACAGUGUACAUUUACAAAUUAAAUGUGUGUGAAUUAUUCUAUAUAGAAAACUAAGAGCUCCUAUAUACAGACUACAUGCUAUUGAAAGCUAGCAGAAACAUAAAAAAUGGUUUUAUCUAAAUUUUAAGAGUAUUUUGCAUAAUUGUGCUCCUAAAUUUAAAAAAAAAAUAAUAAGAGAAAGGCCCCGAUAUAGAUAAAAAAAUCUCAUCUUCAUUCUCCCUUCACAGAAAAGGAAAAUGCAUCUUCAGAGGACAGUUGUGUGACAUAUUCUAGACAAUAAAAUGUUAAAUAAGAUCAACUGCCUUGUGCAUGUACUUUUUCUGUGCCGACUGACCAUAACGGGAGACUUUGAAGAUUAACUCAGGUUUAGAUGUCUAAUUAGUAUCUGUCUCAGUCUUGGAGAUAAUCUCAAAUUAUAUGUAUCAUAGGUACACAAUUUGUUCCUUUAUACUGGUGACUAGUGGGUUUGCUCUAGGUCAAUUUUGUUAUAUUAUAGCAUUAAAAUAAAAUAUACAUCAUCUAUUACAGAUGAGGAAUGCA